Molecule: messenger RNA, 1323 nt
Organism: Orbilia oligospora ATCC 24927
Lineage: Eukaryota; Fungi; Ascomycota; Orbiliomycetes; Orbiliales; Orbiliaceae
Exons: 2
Coding region: 1-1323 (440 amino acids)
Biological process (GO): folic acid-containing compound biosynthetic process
Cellular component (GO): cytoplasm; cytosol; mitochondrion
Molecular function (GO): ATP binding; tetrahydrofolylpolyglutamate synthase activity; dihydrofolate synthase activity
Source: RefSeq, a predicted model, not a curated record
AUGGGUAUCGACCUCACCCUUUCCCGGGUCAUCAGGCUGAUCCCUUCUUCCAGUCUCGCGUGGCGAGCACUCCAUGUCGCGGGCACCAAUGGCAAGGGUUCCGUUUGCGCAUAUCUCUCUUCCGCCUUGACUUCCAGCGGCAUCCGGACCGGCCGAUUCACAUCACCACAUUUGGUCGAUAGAUGGGAUUCUAUUGCCCUCAAUGACAAGACAAUCGACUCGACACUCUUCCACGAAACCGAGGCCCUCGUUAAAAAACGGAAUCAGGAUGGAAAUAUUGGAGCUACGGAGUUUGAGCUUUUGACUGCGACCGCUUUUGAGAUUUUUAGCAAGGAAAAGGUGGAGCUAGCUGUUGUCGAGGUCGGGCUUGGAGGGAGACUCGAUGCGACAAAUCUUAUCAAAGAUCCGCUCGUUACGGUUUUGACGAAGGUUGGGAUGGAUCAUGUUGAAUUCCUAGGAGAUACGGUUGAAAAGAUCGCAAGGGAGAAAGCUGGGAUCAUGAAGCCUGGUGCACCUUGUGUGGUAGAUGCUUCCAAUGUUGAGGGUGUCCUGAAUGUUAUCAAUGAAGUGAAGGAAGAAGUUGGUGCUGGCGAGGUUAUCCUUGCCGCCCCAGAGGUUGACGACGUUGAAGAUGUCCCUCCUAGUGGUGAUGCUCCGGCCCCCCUGCCAACCACGACCCCAAGUCCCGUCAAGAUCAAGACACCAAUAUUUGGAUUACAGUCUUACGCUCCUUCGUUACUUGGAAAAUAUCAGCACUCAAACCUCGCCUGUGCUAUUCACGCACUCUCGGUAGCUGCAAAGACAUACCCACAUAUUACAGCCGAAACAGUCAAGAAGGGUGUAUCGGAAGCCAAGAAUCCUGGAAGACUACAAUGGAUUACGGUUAAGUCGUCGAUAGGCAAGAAGCAGGAGAUGAUCAUCGAUGGUGCACACAAUUCCGAGGCAGCCGUAGCUCUCGGGCAGUUUGUGGACGAGAACCUAAGGGCAAGGAUUCAACAGCGAAACGUCACCUGGGUUGUUGGUAUCAGCCAUGGCAAAGACGUAUCGGCUAUCCUUGGGGAAUUUUUGAAAGAGGGCGACGUCGUCAGCACCGUCGAAUUCGGGCCAGUCGAUGGAAUGCCCUGGGUCAAGGCGGAGGAGUCUGCCCUGGUCGCCAAGGAGGCUGAGAAAUUAGUUGGCCCCAAGGGAUUAGUAAGAAGCUGGGGAUCUGACUUGAAGGGAGCCGUUCAGUGGAGUUGUGAAGUUGGCUGUGAAGGCCCGAUUGUGAUUGCUGGAAGCUUAUAUCUUGCUGGUGAUGUGACAAGGUUAAGCAAGAUCUUGUAA